Molecule: messenger RNA, 845 nt
Organism: Galdieria sulphuraria
Lineage: Eukaryota; Rhodophyta; Bangiophyceae; Galdieriales; Galdieriaceae
Product: signal recognition particle protein, IISP family
Exons: 1
Coding region: 97-819 (240 amino acids)
Biological process (GO): SRP-dependent cotranslational protein targeting to membrane
Cellular component (GO): signal recognition particle
Molecular function (GO): GTPase activity; GTP binding
Source: RefSeq, a predicted model, not a curated record
UUGGUUUUCGGUAUUAUCAACCACGCUUCUUGAGCCGUUUGCCCCUAUUGUGUUGGCUUUUCUAAGCAAUUCCAGCACAGAAUAAUUCCAACGACGAUGAAUAAUAGAAUGUCAGCAGCAUUCUUGUCUAUUCCAUCCCAUGGUCGUUGUCACAAGACUUUGUGUUGGAAGAGAGCUUCUGUGUUAGCACCUUUUGAUACACUUGGAAAUAAAAGGAGGAAGUAUGUUAUUUUGCCUAGAAAAUGCAGCAGCACAGUUGUUCAUAUGUUGUUUGACCAGUUUGCCAACAAGAUUCAGCAAACUGUGUCUAACGUAUCCAAGUUGCAAGUUUUUAGUGAUAAGGAAUUCCAGAAAGCUCUGAAGAACGUACGAGAUGCUUUAAUAGAUGCCGAUGCUAACGUGAAAAUAGUCGAUGAGUUAGUAUCGAAAGUGUCUACGAAAAUGAAGGAUGUCAAGAUACCCAAGGGUGUUACAAAGACACAAAUGUUUGUCAAGUUGGUUCAAGACGGUCUUACAGAAAUUCUAGGUGGCGAAGGAACUGCAGAAAGGAUAUUAAGUGCGUCACAACAACAAAAGAGAAUUAUGUUCGUGGGCUUACAAGGAUCUGGUAAAACGACUACCAUUGCGAAGUUUGCAAAGCUAACUUUGAAAAAGUUCCCAAAAGCAAAAAUUUUGUUGGUAGCCUGUGAUACUCGUAGGCCAGCUGCUAUUGAACAGUUAAAUAUCCUAGGCCAGAGAGUGAACUGCGAGACAUUCUUUGUGGAAGAAGUUUCCAACGCUGAAUGGGUACUCGAUAGAGCUCUGCAAUAUAGCGUGUAAAAGGAGUUUGACUACGUUUUCAUCGA